UGCAGACUCUCGGCUCUUCUGUGCAGUAGAACCUGCAGACUCUCGGCUCUUCUGUGCAGUCCACAGUCUCUGGUGAUCUCCUGUACUGUGUCCGCAAUCUGUGGUCAUCUCCUGUACUAUGUCCGCAAUCUGUGGUCAUCUCCUGUACUAUGUCCGCAGUCUGUGGUCAUCUCCUGUACUAUGUCCGCAGUCUGUGGUCAUCUCCUGUACUAUGUCCGCAGUCUGUGGUCAUCUCCUGUACUAUGUCCGCAGUCUGUGGUCAUCUCCUGUACUAUGUCCGCAGUCUGUGGUCAUCUCCUGUACUAUGUCCGCAGUCUGUGGUCAUCUCCUGUACUAUGUUUGCAGUCUGUGGUCAUCUCCUGUACUGUGUCCGCAGUCUGUGGUCAUCUCCUGUACUGUGUCCGCAGUCUGUGGUCAUCUCCUGUACUGUGUCCGCAGUCUGUGGUCAUCUCCUGUACUGUGUCCGCAGUCUGUGGUCAUCUCCUGUACUGUGUCCGCAGUCUGUGGUCAUCUCCUGUACUGUGUCCGCAGUCUGUGGUCAUCUCCUGUACUGUGUCCGCAGUCUCUGGUCAUCUGUACUAUGUCCGCAGUCUCUGGUCAUCUCCUGUACUGUGUCCGCAGUCUGUGGUCAUCUCC
Molecule: messenger RNA, 636 nt
Organism: Staurois parvus
Lineage: Eukaryota; Metazoa; Chordata; Amphibia; Anura; Ranidae
Source: the annotation of a GenBank genome assembly